This is a messenger RNA of Anoplopoma fimbria (sablefish), 961 nucleotides long. RefSeq names its product DnaJ heat shock protein family (Hsp40) member B13 (gene dnajb13). Gene Ontology annotation, molecular function: protein-folding chaperone binding. The transcript is spliced from 8 exons. The record is from RefSeq and is a predicted model, not a curated record. Lineage: Eukaryota; Metazoa; Chordata; Actinopteri; Perciformes; Anoplopomatidae. Bases 1 to 942 code for a protein of 313 amino acids. Gene Ontology annotation, cellular component: cytosol.
AUGGGUAGCGAUUACUACGAGACGCUGGAAAUAAACAGAAAUGCAACCGACGCAGUUAUCAAAAAGGCAUAUCGACGUCUUGCAUUGAAGUUUCAUCCGAUCAGGAACAGAGAAUCUGGAAGCUCAGAGACAUUCACUGAACUGGGUGAAGCCUACGACGUGUUGAGCGACCCUCGAAAAAAGGCAACCUAUGACAAGUUUGGUGAGGAGGGUCUCAAAGGUGGUAUCCCACCUGAGUUUGGCAGCAGUGGGGCUUGGUCAUCUAAAUAUGUCUACCAUGGGAACCCAGACAAAACAUUCAAAGAGUUUUUUGGAGGAGACAACCCAUUUGCAGACUUCUUUACAAAUGAUACACCACUUCAGUUCGGCGGCCUCCAACCAGGAGUGGUGAAAACACAAGAUCCUCAAAUAGAGCGAGACAUUCAUUUGUCCCUGGAUGAUCUCUUCCACGGAUGCACAAAAAAGAUUAAGAUAUCUCGCAGGGUUAUGAAUGAGGAUGGAUACACGUCCAGUAUCAAAGACAAGAUCCUGACUAUAGAUGUGAAGCCUGGAUGGAGAGAAGGAACGAAAAUUAUUUUCCCCAAAGAGGGAGAUCAGGGACCAAACAGCAUCCCUGCAGAUAUUGUGUUCAUAGUGCGACAGAAGAGUCAUCCUCUGUUUGCUAGAGAGAACAAUGACCUGAUCUACAAGGCACAAAUCACUCUGCAGAUGGCCUUGACUGGGUUAUCUGUGGAUGUGCAGACACUAGAUGGCAGGCUAAUCAGUAUUCCCAUCAAUGACAUUGUGGACCCUUCAUACAACAAAGUGGUGACGGGAGAGGGAAUGCCGCUGGCCAAGGAUCCUUCCCAGAGGGGAAACCUCAUCAUAACUUUUGACAUCCAGUUUCCCAAGAAGCUCUCAACCGAGAGGAAGCAUCUGAUCAAACAAGCUCUAGCUUUUUAAAACUGAUCAGAUUAUAAUA